CCGCCUGCGGCGCCCACAGAGCCGGCCCGGAGCCCGAUUCCCCGGGAAGUUCGGUCAGCGCCCGGUCCCCGUUCUCCACACUUUCCUCCCUGCCGGUCGUCGGCGCUGUCUGGAGCGGCGGGGGAUGGCCCCGAGACGAGGCGGCGGCGCCCGGCGGGGCCGGCCGGGGGCGGGUGGGGAGGGAAGAGGAGCCCGGGACGGCCCCUCAGCCCUGCGCAGCGCCUCCGACCGUGGCCCGGCUCGGGGCUUUGCCCGCUCCGCAGCCGCCCCCGCCCACCCCAGGGACUCUGCCCGCGGGGCGGGGCUCUUCGCCCUCAGGUCUGGCACGUUGGUUUAUCCUGUGACUUCCAGAGAAGCUCCUGAAUUCCUGAAGAAGAAAAACUGUGUCAAGUGCCACAAAGAGAAUGGACUGACCCCCAAGAGAGCUCACCUGAGUUUUGAUGGGGGAGCAAAAGAGACUCCUCCGAACAUCCAAGAGCACAGCAUCCAAGAUACCGUGGCCAGGUUUAUAAAGAAAGAUGAAGUGCUGGUUGGGGAGGUCCUGGGUUUCACACAGGCAACACAUAUUGAAUUUAAGGAAUGCAGUACAAAGAGUAGCUUGUAAUACAUCAGAAAAAACUUUCCUAAAUACGUCUCUGCCUUUGCAAACACUGAGGGUGGAUAUUUAUUUUUUGGUGUGGAUGACAACAGUAAAGUCACUGGGACCCACAGUAAUGUGGAGAAAGUAGCUUUAGAACAAACAGUAGCUCAUGCCAUCAGCUCAAUGUGUGCCCAUCACUUCUGUGGCUCUGGGGCUGGCAUGCAGAUCCAGGUGCACAUCCUGGGUGUUUAUGACCAAGCAGGCUGUUCACAGGGCUAUGCCUGUGCCAUGCACAUUGAGUCAUCUGGCUGCACUGUGCUUGAUGGUGACCCUGAAUUCUGGAUGAUGCUGGGCACUAUCAGGGAGGAGAGUGUGGGGAGCUGGGCACUGACUAAAAGACUGAGCAGCCGGAAAUGGAUGGAGCUCAUGACAGCUGCAGACCCAGAUAAAUAA
Melozone crissalis (California towhee) is the source of this 1033-nucleotide messenger RNA. Its product is annotated as schlafen family member 13-like. NCBI's taxonomy places the organism in Eukaryota, Metazoa, Chordata, Aves, Passeriformes, Passerellidae. Gene Ontology annotation, molecular function: electron transfer activity; tRNA binding; heme binding. The transcript has 2 exons. Gene Ontology annotation, biological process: defense response to virus. The record is from RefSeq and is a predicted model, not a curated record.